Suillus paluster is the source of this 401-nucleotide messenger RNA. RefSeq lists its product as uncharacterized. NCBI's taxonomy places the organism in Eukaryota, Fungi, Basidiomycota, Agaricomycetes, Boletales, Suillaceae. Bases 67 to 309 code for a protein of 80 amino acids. The transcript is spliced from 2 exons. The record is from RefSeq and is a predicted model, not a curated record.
AAUUGACGAACAAACGAAAAUAAACCCCUCGCCUAGUUUGACACUCAGGCUAGUUAUUUUUUGACAAUGAAUCUCUUGACCAUCAUUCUCCUGGCAUUCACAGCCAUCAGUCAUUUUGGUGCACGAGCCAUGUCAGGCCCAGACACCGUUGACUCGUCAUGCGCGUGGAGUACGUGUGGGAAAGGGCCGUGUCCGCCUGAUUCUUUGACCGAGAAAAUCAGACGUUGCACCCUCGAAGACGGUUCCGCCGAGGUGCAAUCAUUAUGCUGUGGCAACUUACAACGUGGUGCAAACAGGGGGAGAGAAUAGCAGCAGGGCGUACCAAUGGUUUUGGCAUGGGGAUCUGAAGUUCUCAAUUGCCUAGUACUCACUGUUCGUUUCCGUUGUCUCCCUCAGUACUU